GUUAGUGCCAAGGCCUAUGCAUGAUUGUUGUCUGAUUUGAUAGCUGUGUCUUACUUUAGUGUCAAAUUUUAUGGAUACUUGUGUCGAUAGUGUUUUACCCAGCCUGGUGUCGUCAAAUUUUAUGGAUAGCGGGAAACAAUACAGAAAAGAAUAAUGGAUGAAGAAACAGUUGACGGAAUGACUGUCCAACAUGGAGAGGGAGAGCAUGUGCUUUGCUGGGGCUGCUCUGAGUUUGGCCAGCAUGGACACAGCAAGAGAGAAAAUAUUCCUGGACAAGAUAGUUGGUUAAAAACGUUCAGCGGGCCCUGGGACAAACGGGCAAAGUACUUCUCCUGUGGGUCCAGCCAUACUGUUGUCGUGACAAAUAACAAUACCAUCUACGCGUGGGGAAAUGGACACUGCGGACAGGUUGGUUGUGGAGACAUGGAUUCACACGAUGAGCCAAUAUGCAUCAAGCUUUACGCCAACCAGCAGCGACCGCCGGAAAUAAAGGGCAUCGCCUGUGGAUGGCGCCACACAUUCAUACUCCUGGAGAACGGCAACAUGUUUAGCUAUGGGAACAAUCAGUAUGCUCAACUUGGUUAUGAUCCACGGAUAAAAGAGUUCAGAGAGAAUCAGCCACGUCCCCACCUACUGCGGACGUUUACUCAUCUUGUUGUUGACCAAGUCGCAUGUGGGGAGAAACAUUCUCUGUUCCUCAUCCAAGAUGGAACUGUUGGUGCUGUUGGAAAUAACUGUUAUGGCCAGCUUGGAAUUGGUGACUGUGCAGAGGCGACUAUCAUGCAGAAGAUUGAAAGCCUCUCUGAGGUCAAGGCCAUCGCAUGUGGUGCUAACCAUAGUUUAGCUGUGGGCAAUGACGGUGGCCUCCACUGCUGGGGAUUUGGUAAAGCAUGCGGGUCAAAGGAUGACAACUAUCUCUUCCCCGAGAGAAAAUAUGUUGGGAGUUGUCGGUUCACUGCUGUGUCCGGUGGCAGCUUUCACAGUGUCGCUCUAUCGGUUUCCAAAAAUGUGUUCAGCUGGGGUUCAAAUUCCGAUGGGCAGCUCGGCCAUGGUGAGAAGGUCCGGUUUGUGUCGACUCCUUGCAAGGUGCAAAAUGAGCAGCUGAUGGGCAAUGUGGCAUUUAUUGCUUGUGGCGAUCUCUACACUUCUGCAAUUACAGCAGAUGGCAGUCUGUACAUGUGGGGCAAGAGCAGCUAUGUGAUCGAUGAUGGCAGGCAACCAGCUGAAAAAGUCUGGCAGCCGCUAGCAGUCAAUGUUGGGGGUUACCCAGUUAAGAAGAUGGCCUGUGGAAGUUGGCAUGUUGUGGCAGUCACAGGCAAACCAGAUCUGGUUGAGGGGACAACGAAUGGUACAUCAGAGGCUGUUGGCAUUUAUGUGGAGGAGGAUAGUUCAGAUGAGGAGAGCUCAGAUGACAGCGACAGUGACAAAGAACCAACGCGCCCUGGACUUGGUGACCGACAACCGACAAUACCAAUAGGGGAAUUUUAUGCCCCAACACCGGAACCAAAAAGAAAUGGUAUUAUACCAAGUCCUGAUCUGCAGACUCCAAGAGGUCUUGAUUUGCAGACAGAAAGGGGGGCGUACGAUCCGAGGACAGCCAGCAAUGUCAGCAGUCAGUACCAAACCGCGCGCCCUGAUUCAACGGAUCCAGAUUAUGGCUCAAUCGCCGUCUACAUCAAUGAAGUCCACGAAAAUGGUGCCCACACUAGUACGACUGAUAACAACUGGACCCUGAAUAACCUUCAAAACUGUCGAAGAAAUACUGCUAGUGCUCGAAGUUUCAAAUUCUCGGACGAUGAAUCGAGCUUUGGCAGGGAGAAACAAGAGGUCAGACUGUCUAAUGGUGAAGUCCUGCCGAGAUUAGAAACUCGCUUAGAACAGACGAAUAGUGAUAAGUUAUUGAAGGACAAUUCUCUGCCGGGGAGACAGGCUCUGAAGGCUUCUCCUUAUGGCCUUUAUAGGUCAAAGACUUUAAAUUUAAACCCUGUAGUUACCAGAAAAUCUCUUGAUAAUCUUCAAUUAGAACGAGAACGUACAACCGUUACAAAUAAGAACAUUGGGUUUGUGACACCGGAAGACUUGCGCCCUCUGCCAAGAUCUUUGCAGUGUAAUGAUCUGUGGCAGCCAUUUGAGGAUGGAGCAAACCAUAUGGUGUACAGGAUGAGGCCCAAUAGAGUACGGAAGAAUAAAACGACUGCAGAGAAAAAGGCUGACGUUCUUGGCAGGAACAUUUCAGAUGGUGAUAUGUCAUCAACAUUGCCAAAGCAUAAUAGUCUACAUUCAGUGCCAGCUGCAGAGACCCUGAGAUCUAAUGGCACAUCACGGAUAUUUCCCAAACCACAAUUUCCACCCUCCACAGUCUUCACCCAUGUACGAAGCAAGACAUUCAUCGGCAGCGCCGAUAAGCCAGCCCCCUUUGCUUCCCCACCAAAUGGACUCAAGAUGUUACCUAGGCAGCAUACCUCAAUGGUCGAUUUGCGACUCUUCGCAGAAGGCAUGAACAUUUCUAACGUGACACCAUUAAGACCGAUCGUGAAGGAAUCACGUAAAUUGCGUCCACCGGCGACUUCGCCAUCUUUGUUGAUGACAAAAAGGAACAAAACGUUACUGCUGGUGGACCAUAAUAGGAAUUAUAAAUCAAACGAACUGCCUAAGCCUCAGGUUCGGCCGUCUCCAGUUUUAAGCGCACCAGCCAAGAGACCUGACAGAAACGAAUCUCAUGAAAUGAUUAAUUCGGUUCCUAGUACUACGAUAUGGUACACUAAAUAAUAUGGUAAAUAAAUAAAUGAACAUUACAGGAUAUGUUACCUUAUAAGAAGUACCUUAACAGUUCAUUCUGGAAUAUUAUGGCCAUUUAUACAAUGAGAGAAAGACCUGGAAUUAUCCAAUGCUGAGUCUGACAUAUGUUUUUAGACAGAGUUGUUAAAAGUACCAUUACAAUGUAUAUUUCACAUCAAUGUUUGUACUUAGACCAGAACUGUGGACUGUAGUCAUGAUCUUGUCUCAACUCUGUUAUUAUUCAUGCAUGAUGAAAAAUGGACUAUAUCUUUAUCAGCAGCCAACUAUUUGAUCCCUUUGCUGUGGACAUUUUGAUAUGGAUACUCACGUUCACUGUAACUAGUGGAUCAACUGACUACUGAGAUAUAAUGACUCAUUGACUGUGAUAAUUAUUGUUAAAACUUGUAAGAAACCUGUUUUAGGGUGCUUUUUACAGCUGGCUUUAAACUUUUGUAAAAUAUUUGCUUGUGUUAAAAAUGCUCAUUGCCUACAGUAUUAUACAUAGUUGUGUGUGUUAAAGUUUGGUUUGUACAGAAAAAGUAUGUUAUUUGUUUUGCUCAGUAGCACCAGCUGUCAAACAGUGAUUAGUGUAAAUAUGGAUUUUUUGUACAAUAAAGAGUUCAAGUCAUAAAUAAAGUAACCGGGCAUAUUAAAAACGGAUAAAUUCAUGUCCUGAAUUAUCUUUUAGUCUGAUGGUGUCAGUGCAUAACCAGUUAAGUGCCAAACACAGGCAUAUAUAGCUUAUACAUUACCAAUUUAUGGCAUUCCCUGCCAAAUGUCACUGCGGUACCCCAUCGUUGUUUUUCUACAAAUUUCCCCAACUUGUCUUCACCAAGCUAAUGGUGCUUUUACAAGAAACCUCAAACUUGCAUAUUUUGAUAAACACAAUAGCCAGUGGCCAACGCACCUGUGACAUCCAGCCCUGACCCUGGUAUAAUGGGAUCAGACACCAAAGAAUGACAAACGCAAAAAUUUUGCCUUGAAGCAGCACCAAUCUGUAUAACGGCCAAAUAUCAAUGUUUUCUAUCAAAAGCUACUUGCAUUUGUUUUGCUAUUUUUGGCGGUGAAUUGAAGGCGGGCUUCUAUAUUUCAUAUUUUGUCUGAAUUCUUCUCCUAAUUGACAAAUAAUGCCUACCGCAAGGUGCUCUGCUGUAAGCGUAAUGACUUUCAUGCAUUUGAUAUUGCACCUCUUCAUGUUGUCUGGUGAGAAAAGAACCUAUAACAUUGAGGGCAGGCAAGCCAUUCUGGGGUCAGUAAAACAUCAUCACAUUUCAUUGCAAACCUUCCUUGCGCUAUUUUAGACUUGACUCAUCAAGAAGCAGGGGAUCGCCCAAGAGCUGAACAGUGUCACAGAGGUAGCAAUUGGAACACUUAAAUGUCAUGGGUGUAAUGAUUUUCUGAUCGUAUUCAUCAUCGACAACAUGAUUUUUCAUCAAUUCAAUAAAUAAGUCAUCAGUGAAGUUGUGUCCUAUUUCUGCAACUUUUUCUCCAAUGCAGCGAACACUUUUUUUUGUAAUAAUCGUAAACCAUAUCUCUUAUUGAUUAUAAUGAGAAUACCUUUGGCAUGCAAUCACAUGAAAGGCACGGAAUGGUCUACAUAUAUGCUUGAAAGUGAUAUCUCUCAUAUUGUCUAUCUGAUACCAGUUUCAAAUAUUAUCCAAAUUGCCACAGGAUGACGAAAACUGUUUUUUGUUGCUGAAGUUAACUUGGUAAUGAUACAAAUUAAUCAAUUAGACUCGCAAAAAAACGCAUAUUCUCGAAUUUUCUGGCUUUGAAGGUGAGCCAAAAAUUACAGCUAUUUGAGAAAUAACCCUUUAUGCCAAUAAAUAUUUCCCACCCUAAAAUACUCUUUUUAUGUGAUGAAGGGUUAUUAGACUGACAUGACAUAGGUCAACUUUAUCGGUGACGUCAUGUAUGUAUAAAAUGUGAAGUUCAAUUGAAUUGAAUCCUGAAAAAUGAAGCAUCUUCAGUGAGUCCUCAAGUUGCUUUUUGACUGCCAAGGCUAGACAAAGUUGAUAUUGAACACUCUAACAUCAAUAAAAAUCCAGAACAAAUGUUUAUUGAUUUGAAAAUAUAAAAAUAUCCUAUUCCACAGGGAUGUUUCCUUCUAUUUUCAGCACAUAGUCACAUCUCUAUAAUCCCUCAUAAAUCGGAGAAAAACAUGUGCUUGGCCUGGCUACAGAUUUAAAGUGAUUUGCUGUUAGUUACAGGAUGGGGUACAUUUUGGCACUUGCCUAUUGCCGUGAGGUUCACGCCACACCUGUACAGGCUACACCAAUUAUCCCAAUUUAUUGCAAAAUGAAUACAAGAAGAGACACAAAAUCCGCUUUGUCACCCAGGAUUAAAUUUAGAAUGCACUUUGUUUUCCAGUUAAGGGGUUUUCAAAGAGUUUGGAAUUUGCAUGGGUCAGGUGUAUUGAGACUCUAAUGAUCUUUAUUGGGUGAUAGUUGGCUAUUCUUGUCUCUUGCAUUGUGUUCAAUUUGGAGGGGUUUCCGUGGGUUACUAAGUUGGGCAUUUCUUGGAUAUGUGUAAUGUGUCUCAAAUUAGAUUUCGGCCUGUAAGUGGAUUUUGCUGUUAACCCAAACAAUUAUUUACUCAGUGGCUAAAUGCUGUUGAUGAACAGAAUCCCUCAGCGGUCAAGCAGAUCUUUAAAGGGGGACUAAAGGCAGGAGCCAGGGGCCUCUUUGGUCGUCACCAGGUGAUCAAUACUCAUAGUUAAGUAACUGAUUUGACUUAAUACUCAAGAAUAUUCUCAGCAAGCGAGAAUUGUGCCUAUAUGUAUUGUGAGAAAUAGCCACAACAUAUCCAUGACUUUCUCGCCCACUUGGCAACACUGUUUACAGUCUCCUUUUAUGAUAACCAUAAAUACAAUUGUACACCAAGGAUUGUCUCCAAGUUGUGUUGAAAUGUAUAAGAAUUCUAUUUUACAUGUAUACAAGUAUUCUACCACUGAAUACUGAAUAUGCUUACCUCGAAGUCCAGGGUUCAUUAUGAAACUGAUAUCUUUAAUUAUUCUAAGUAUCAAUUUACUCAGAACAUUGAACUUCUUAUUAGUCUUUAAUGCUCAAGGCAAGUUGUGAUAAUUCCAGGUCAGAAAGAUUAAGAGACAUUUAUGCGAAAUUUGAUAGAAUUUUUUAGGAAAAAUCUUAAGUGUAUUUAUAUCGAGAUGACUUUGUUAUCUGAAGGUUGUUGCUUUUAUUAAUAAUUAUGUAGGUGAUUUUGAUGAUGAUCAUUUGGCUUUAAAGUCCAUGUAAGCUGUUUAGGCAAAACAAAAGUAUAGAAUGAUGUGGUUUUUCGACUGCUCUUGAUUCAAUUUUAAAAUCUGCUCAUAUGAUGACUGGAUCUGCUCAUAUGAUGACUGAAGUACCGGAAUGUCGGUUCACUGUCUUGGCAAUUUAUCAGACAGGCCUUCUUUAGAGUUCAAAGUGUUAAAAUUAAUAACUGUUGGCUCAACAUUUUCAACUUUAAAUUCCUGUCGUUAUGACCAAGAUGGAUAAUUUCAUGAAUACAUGUAUGGAAUGGCCUCGAGAAUCAUUUUAAAAAUGCCGUAAAUAUCACCUUUACGUAGUAUAAAACAGCUCCAGGCGCUUACUGCUCAUCUACAAUUACAAAUGUCAAAAUGAAUUCCUUACAUAAUGAUAACUCUGGUGUGUAAUUGCGCCAAGGUAAAAGAGUAAUUUAAUUGUUUUUAGGUGCGGAUUGGAAAUUACCAAACAGCUAAUAAUAGGUUCAACAACUCAAAGUGAAAAGUCAGAUGCAUCAUUCUGACAUGAUGUUACACAUAUAUAUUUGUAAUUGCAGCCUUUAAAAUGAUUUCCCGAUGAUCUGCACCAUUCUGAUUUCCCCUCUGGCUAAUUUUCGGUCUCUAAUAUGCGAGUAAUGCUAUGUAUUGAUAACCCUAGGCAUUUUUAGACUUCAUUAUUCAUAUUUCUGAUCAAUGGUUAUACAUGUUUCUGGUUAUGGACCUUUAAUGUUUGAAAUAAAA
Molecule: messenger RNA, 6763 nt
Organism: Lineus longissimus
Lineage: Eukaryota; Metazoa; Nemertea; Pilidiophora; Heteronemertea; Lineidae
Exons: 13
Coding region: 154-2769 (871 amino acids)
Source: RefSeq, a predicted model, not a curated record